Salvelinus sp. IW2-2015 is the source of this 458-nucleotide messenger RNA. RefSeq names its product gephyrin-like. The record is from RefSeq and is a predicted model, not a curated record. Gene Ontology annotation, biological process: Mo-molybdopterin cofactor biosynthetic process. Lineage: Eukaryota; Metazoa; Chordata; Actinopteri; Salmoniformes; Salmonidae.
CCUCAGUACUGGCGAGAGCGGUGGUAAACAUGGCGUCGGAAGGGAUGAUUUUAACCAACCACGACCACCAAAUACGAGUUGGAAUUCUAACGGUGAGUGACAGCUGCUUCAGGAACCUGGCUGAGGACCGCAGUGGAGUAAACCUCAAAGAUCUGGUCCACGACCCAUCACUGCUCGGAGGCGUCAUAUCUUCCUACAAAAUAGUCCCAGAUGAGAUUGAUGAGAUUAAGGAGACAUUGGUGGACUGGUGUGAUGAGAAGGAGCUGAACCUGAUUCUGACCACCGGAGGAACAGGGUUCGCCCCCCGUGAUGUCACGCCCGAGGCCACCAAAGAGGUGAUAGAGCGCGAGGCUCCAGGAUGGCCCUAGCUAUGCUGAUGGGCUCCCUUCAGGUCACACCUCUGGGCAUGCUCUCCAGGCUGUCUGUGGAAUCAGAGGCAAAACCCUCAUCAUCAACCU